Molecule: messenger RNA, 1222 nt
Organism: Panicum hallii
Lineage: Eukaryota; Viridiplantae; Streptophyta; Magnoliopsida; Poales; Poaceae
Product: acid phosphatase 1-like
Exons: 2
Coding region: 114-923 (269 amino acids)
Molecular function (GO): acid phosphatase activity
Source: RefSeq, a predicted model, not a curated record
AAUAAAUCAGCAAACAGUGUUCGUUCCAAGAACACGCAGUGAAAUCGUCUUCAAAAAAAAAAUCUGAAUCGAAUUCCUUCAUCGAGUUCCUAGCUCGAAGCAGAGCAGUCGCCAUGGCGCUCCGGCUCCCCCGCGACGCGCUCGUGCCCCUGCUCGUGCUGCUGCUGGUGGUGGUUCACGCGACCGACGCGACCCAGCGCCUGGAGAUGGUGACCUCCUCGGCGCCGGCGCGGGGCGGCACCGGCGCAGGCACCACCAGCAGGGCGCGCGUGGCGGCGUCGUCGUGCGCGAGCUGGCGCCUCGGGGUGGAGACCAACAACAUCCGGGCCUGGUACAGCAUCCCCGCGGCGUGCCGGGGCUACGUCAGCGACUACAUGUUCGGCGAGCAGUUCCGGCAGGACUGCGCGGUGGUGGCGCGCGAGGCCGCCGCCUACGCCGAAGGGCUCGCGCUCGCCGGCGACGGCAGGGAGGCGUGGGUGUUCGACGUCGACGACACCGCCCUCACCAACCUCCCCUACUACGCCGACACCGGGUUCGGGGCCGAGCCGUACAACGCGACCUACUUCGAGGAGUACGUGGCGAACGCAACGGCGCCGGCGCUGCCGGAGGUGCUGGGGCUCUACGGGAAGCUGCUGGCGCUGGGCAUCAAGGUGGUCUUCAUCACCGGCCGGCACGACUACGAGAGGGAGCCCACCGUCAAGAACCUCCGCAGCGCCGGCUACCACACCUGGGAGAAGCUCGUGCUCAAGCCGUCGUCGCUGGGUUCGUCGGUGGUGCCGUACAAGUCCGGCGAGCGGCAGAAGCUGGUGGACGCCGGGUACCGCAUUGUGGGCAACAUGGGCGACCAGUGGAGCGACCUCGUCGGCGCGCCGCAGGGCGACCGCACCUUCAAGGUGCCCGACCCCAUGUACUACGUCGCCUGAAUGAGAUCGGAGCUUCAAUAACCGGCGGAUUAUGGCAUGGCUACAACGUGCUGAUCGCCUUUACUAUCCGUGGAAUAAACGUAAGCACCUACGCGGUACUCCGUUCGUAGAUUGUUUUGAUAAAUCUAGAUACAUAUUUUCCUACGUACCCAGAUAUGCAUCUAAAUAUAUCUACAUAUAUAGAAAAAUUAUAUAUUUAGAUUUAUAACUAUAAUUUUAAACGGAGGGAAUAUUAGCUUGUAAGAACAAGUGGUUGCUGAGGUUGAUGAGCAGGUAUCGUUCCUUGUGUCUUCAAGUCC